CGAGGGUUGCUCGGCUCAGCUGCUCCACUAGUCAAGGCAUUCGCUUCGCGGCCGCGACCAUGAAAGCACGCGAUAUUUAUUCCACUGUUGCUAUUUUAUCAUUUAUCGGUGGUGUUGUCUCUCAGAGUGUUAACGAUGACCCCCAAGUGACCCUCAACGUCCAAGAGGACCAUCAAGAUCAUCAGGAAGCUUCUGUCCUGCUUCAAGAUCAAGGACAAGAUGUCCCAGCCACCCAAAUCGGUAAGUCUAGUGAUAAGGGCGAAGGGAUCCGAAGGUUCGACGCUGAAAUUGAAGAUAAAUCUGACGCUAAAGUCACUUCCAAUUUGCCAACUGACGAUCGGGUGAAGCGCGAGCCACUUUCUGAGCAAGACACUCGUGAUAAUGAUAAUGACUCACGGGUUCAUCAAACUCCGGAGUUGAUUCCUGUCAAGGUGGACCAGGUUCUCCAAUCGGAAGUUAAUUAUGCAAGAAAAUCGCUGCUUGUCGAUGAAGACGAGCCCAGGAAUGAAAGAAGUGACAAAGAGAAGAUUAAUAUUGACGAAAUUCCUGCGUCAGAUAUUCAGCAUUGGAAGGAACAGGCGGUACUUCUUCAACAGCAGAUUAAAAAUGAAAGCUACUUGUCGUUCCUCAGGGACGCGGAAAUCCUUCCGGGAGUGCCGAAAUUUACCGAGAUUCAAGUUUUAGAUUUGUUGAAGAAAGUUGCACCUAAAAAACUUGACGAGUCUUUUUUUGAUAAAGCAAACACUUCUGCGCUGAGCAAAGAGCAACUGGAAGCGCUGAAAUGCGCGGAAGGUUUUGUUAAGGAAAACCAGAGGAAAGGCUUCGCAGAUGAUAUGCUUGAGUGUAUUCGCGGGUUGAACUUCAUGAACUGCAUGAGGAUCUUCAUCUGGCCAAUAAUCGUAGACAAUGUUCCAGAAUCGAUUACCCAGCGAUUUCCGACGUUGCCUUUAGAAUUCUCGUUGUCGGAUUUUUUGCCGGCGAAUCGCGAAACCCCGAAGAUUGUCCGAGCUACUGCGGGUGCUCCUCAACAACGGCUGAUUUCUCCAGAGCUGGUGAUCUCCAACAUCCUGAAGGACGCGUUGGAAGGCGGAAAUUUGAAAGAUUACGAGAAAAUCCCGACGUAUAUUGACGAAAAGAACGAAACUUUCGCUCAGAUUCUGACCCCGGGUCAGCUUGAGAUUCUCCAGUUGGCGGAAAAAUUCCUGCCAGAGUCCUUGAGACAGGACUACGCCAAUAGAAUGUACUCUUGCGUGACGAGGUUCGAGUACUUCAGCUGCAUAAAAUUCUUCACUUGGCCGAUGAUAAAGCAGAACUUCCCGGCGCUUCCAGAGUUUCCGGACUACCAGAGCUGGUAUCCAGCGAGUAUGAACGUCUUUCCGGGGUACCCAUUGAUCCCCUUUCCGGAUAAUCCAUCGAAGGACGGCGAGCUGCCAGAAGUCAUCGAGGCAGAGUUCAAGAAUCGGCGACCACGCCCUGAGACAUUGAUAGUUCAUAUUUUGAAAAAUACGUUAGAUCAGCAGCCGAGACAGCAACUAUUGUCAUCAGCAGUCCGCUUGCAGGAUGAUAAUAUUAAGGCGAUGACCAAAGAACAGCUGGCUUCGAUUCAGAUGGCUGAGCAGCUGAUUCCUAUUGAGCAUCGAGCGGAGUUUGUCAAUACCAAUGUCGAUUGCAUGAGACAGUUUAAUUAUCUGACCUGUCUUAGGUACGUGACCUGGCCGACUGUCAGGAAAUGGAAGCCUAGCAUGCCGCAUUGGUCCGAACUUUUCGGUCAGUUCGCUCAGUUCGGAAUUCCUGAUUUUAUUUCGUCUACUCCCUCCUCUACCACGAUCACUAUACCCACUUAUCCUAUUUGGUUUCCUGGAGGUGGGGGAUCCAUUGGAGGGCUAGAAGGUGGAGCCAUUGGAGGGUCUAUUAGUGCUGGAGGAGCAGGUAGUGGACUCGGAGGAGGUGGUGCCAGUUCUGGAGGUAAUGGAGGUUCGAAUCACGGAGGUGCGGCAGCUGGAAGCGGUUCUGGAGGAAGUGGGGGUUCAAAUCAAGGAGGUAUGAUAGUUGGAAGCGGUUCUGGAGGAAGCGGGAGCUCUAAUCAAGGAGGUGCGAUAGCUGGAGGAGGAAAUGGUGGAAGUAGUUCUGUAGCAAGUGGAGGUUUUAAUCAGGGUUCCAGCGGCGGUUCCGGAGGAAGUGCUGUUAAUAUUAUUGAAGGAAGUAAUCAAGGGGUUACGGCUCAACCUGGAAAUGGUGGAAUCAUUAUUAUUAUUCCUGGGCAAUCGGGAGGAUCUGGAAGCUCAAGUGGAUCCAGCAAUACAGGAAGUUCUGAAGUUUCUAGCGGUAGCAACUGGGCUAGUGGAAGUCAUCAUCAAAUUUCGGGAGGCACUACAGGAGGUUCCAGUGGGAGUCACUGGGGUUCAGGAGGAGGAGGAUCUGGUGGUCAAAGUGGUUCCGGCAGUUCUGGAGGACAAGGAAACACUGGUGGAAGUGAUAUUAGUGGAGGAUCUGGAACUGGAGGUUCAGGUGGUACUGGAGGUAUUAGUGGUGGAUCUUGGGAAAGCAAUCACGGUGGUUCUACUGUUAGUCAAGGUGGCUCAACGUCAGGAGGUUCUGGAGGAAACGGUGGUAAUCAAGGUGGUGGCGUUACAAUAAUCAUUCCUCCAGGAGGAUCUGGAGGACAUCAUCAUGGAUCUGGUAUUCACCACCAUGGAACUGGAGGCUCUACUGAAUCUGGAAAUCAAGGUAGUCACGGAAGUCAGUGGGGUUCCGGAAACCAAUGGCAAAGUGGAGGAAGUUGGGGUUCUAGUGGUAGACCACCAGGAUUACCUGGAAUAUCUGGAGGAUCGGGAGGUAAUCAAGGAUCUGGUGGAGGAAGUUGGGGUUCUGGUGGUGGACCUGGAUUCCCAGGAUUACCUGGAAUAUCUGGAGGGUCUGGAGGUAAUCAAGGAUCCAGUGGAGGAAACUGGGGCUCUGGCGGAGGUUCGACCGGCGGAUCCGGAAUAUCUGGAGGGUCUGGAGGUAAUCAAGGUUCUGGUGGAGGAAACUGGGGCUCUGGCGGAGGUUCAACCGGCGGAUCCGGAAUAUCUGGAGGGUCUGGAGGUAGUCAAGGAUCCAGUGGAGGAAACUGGGGCUCUAGCGGAGGUUCAAUCGGUGGGUCCGGAAUAUCUGGAGGAUCUGGAGGUAAUCACGGAUCCAGUGGAGGAAACUGGGGCUCUAUCGGAGGUUCAAUCGGUGGAUCCGGAAUAUCUGGAGGAUCUGGAGUCAAUCACGGAUCUAGUGGAGGAAACUGGGGCUCUAGCGGAGGUUCAAUCGGUGGAUCCGGAAUGUCUGGAGGAUCUGGAAGUAAUCAAGGAUCCAGUGGAGGAAAUUGGGGCUCUAGCGGAGGUUCAAUAGGUGGAUCUGGAGGAUCUGUAGAUCAUCAAGGAUCUAGUGGAGGAAACUGGGGCUCUAGCGGAGGUUCAAUAGGUGGAUCUGGAGGAUCUGUAGAUCAUCAAGGAUCUAGUGGAGGAAACUGGGGCUCUAGCGGAGGUUCAAUAAGUGGAUCCGGAGUAUCUGGAGGAUCUGGAGGUAAUCAAGGAUCCAGUGGAGGAAAUUGGGGCUCUAGCGGAGGUUCAAUAGGUGGAUCUGGAGGAUCUGGAGAUCAAGGAUCCGGCGGAGGAGGCAUAGACAUCAGCGUUGGAAGUUCAGGCGGCAGUCACGUGACCGGCGGAGAAGGAUCAAUCUCAGGUUCAGGAGGUGAUCAAGGAUCCACUGGUGGGAAUGGAUCGGGUGGAGACAUAAAUGUUGGUGGUUCUGGAGACGGUCAAGGAUCUGGAGGAGUGUCAGGUGGUUCCGAAAUCGAUCAAGGAUCAGGUGGAGGCAUAGACGCUGGUGGUUCAGCGGGAGGUGAUGGCGGUAACCAAGGCGGUUCUGUAGGCGAAUGUACAUGUUGUCCAACAAGAACUACCAAUACCAGAGAUUCUAUCCAGUAUCUCAAAGGAAUCGAACCAAAAAUCAUCGACAUUCUUCACAGUCUACGUUAUUCAAUGAUAAACUCUCCAAUUCAUCGUACAUUUAUCGCCGACAGACAAAUGAUGUCUCAAACGCGACUCACCAAUGAACAAUUGACCAUUUUAGAACUAUCCGAAAGCAUGGUUCCGUUUUCAGCGCGCCGCGAUCUCAUCUCCCGAUCACUAGGUUGUCUUCAAGGAGGUGCUGACUUUAUGAUCUGCACCAAAAACGUUAUCUGGCCGUUCCUACAACUCUACAUCGAAAACAUUCCCGAAUUUCCUGCAAGCACCGAAGCAUCUGCUAUCAACAACUACAAAUUUCAGUCAGCAGGGGAAAAACAUGGGCUAUUUGCGAGGAAAAGUCAACAGCCGAUUACAAACCGGAGGAUUUCUUCUUCCCACGGCAGUUUUGGACUCCUGAGGUAUCCUAACAUUCAAAUUGCAGCACGAACGCCUUUGCAGUCAGGUAUCUCAGCUAAAUCUGACGAUCAGCCAAUAAUUUCCGUCACUGGCACCCGAUUUGUGCCAAUUUACUCCGACCAUCCCGAGGGAAUUAUUCUAAAUAUUCUCAAUGCAAUGGCAAAAUCUAAAUCCGAAGCUCAAGAAUUCAGCAGCAAAAUCGCCAACUUUCCAGAGCUUCUGAGUCCAGCGAACCAACAACAAGAAAGUAUUCUGAAAUUGAGCGAAAGCCUGCUCCCAGAGAAUGCUAGAACAAGUUUUUUUGAGAACAUGCUGACCUGCUUGCGUUCAAACGAGUUUAUCGUCUGUUCUCGUGAUAUAAUGUGGCCUCAAUUGAUCGAGUACUAUCCAAGGAUGCCCAGUUUUCCGGCAUUCCAAAGGAUUCUAAACUCUGGAGCUGCUGGAGAUCACCUCCAACCGAUAGCAGACAACGCGGCGCCUAUUGCUGAGACAAACGUCAAGACAGACCAAGCUGGCGACGCGAUGAUCACGAUUACAGACACCCAAUUCGUGCCAAUCAGCGAAAGACCGGAAGAAGUUCUGUUGAAGCUUCUUAAGUCCAUGGAGUCAUCAACCCAGAAUCCUUCUUACUCAUCAAUCGCCAAGUCUCCUGCAUUUGGCACCCAGUUUACUAAAUCCCAGUCUGAUGUUCUUGUAACUGCGGAAAAUUUGCUGCCUCCAACAUUCCGGGAGGUCUUUAUCAUCCGAAUGAGUGAUUGCACCCGCGGAAACAGUUUCUUGGACUGCAUGAGAGACAUCUCUUGGCCUACUUUAGGCCAGUUCUACUCCCGUCUGCCGAGUUUCCCGAACAUAGGAACUGGAGUGAACUUACCAGCAGAGAAGCCACAGCAGUCAGCUCUGCUUCCUCCUCACGUAGAGCCAAAUUACGCUGAACAAGUCCCAGAGAGGAUUGAGUUCCUUCCUCUGUCUCAGUAUCAGUCGAAUAACUUCCAACCUUUCGGGCUGAAUCCAUACACCGCGGAGUACUUGGGAUUACAACAACAAGCAUCAACUUCGUCAGUAGGGUCAACAUUAACACCAGCAUUUGCCGAGCAACCUAAAACUCUUCUAGAUAUUUCCCAAGAGAAUACUCUUCAAAAUUUGACCCGUGUACGCAGAAAUAUAGACAACCAAUCAAAUGUUAAUUUAACUGAGACGGAUUUUAUUGAAUUGUUGAACAAAAUCCUAGAGAAGAAUCCAGAAACUGAUUCCGAGAAGCCAUUUGUUGAGACGCUUAAUUCAACUGUCAAGGACUUGCUAACUGAUGAUCAAUUGAAGAUUUUGAACAUGACGGAGCGGCUGGGAAUUUACAAUACUCGGGGAAUAAUGGGUCAAGUGAUUAAUUGCAUCACCGGGCUUAGUUUCAUAAGGUGCUUGGGGAUUUUCAUGGUACCUGUCAUCAUGAACAUGCUGCCAAGUCUAGGUCUUGGUUUGCCUUUUGGUCGAUCGAAUUCGGACAAUGAAGAUGAUCUGAUGAAGAGCAAGGAAUCAAUAGAGAAUCUUCUGCUUGAUUGGUACAAAAGCCUAACUCAAGAGAAGUUCUCGACGUCUUUUGGGCUUUUGGAGUUCCAAGGCUACGGAAACGGAGAGAUAGGAGUCAAAUUGUCGGGAUUUAGGCAAGCUAGAGCCAGGAUAAAGGACCACAAAAAUUUGCCGAGUAUUCUGACGAUAAUCAGCGAUAUUAUGGAGGACGUGCUGGACCCAAAGCCCGAGAAUGUCAAGGUCAAGAAGAUCAAGCGGCAAAGGAGUUUAAAAUUGAAUUCUUUUGAUGAAGCGAAUAGCGAUGAUAGAAUCAUCCAAAUGCUCUUAGAAAGGCUGAAAGCCAACAAUACCAACGUUGAUGGUGGUGCAAAUAAUGAAAAGAAGUAUUUGACGAUAGAAGACGCCUAUCGCGCAUUCGAAGUUCUUUUUGGCGCGAAAUUCAAGGGCAGGCUUUUGGAGGAAGAAGCUUAUCAAAAUGACAACUUUGCAGAGAAUUCUGCUAAAACUUCGACGGAAAAUGAAAAAAAGAAGGAUGAAUUGGUCAUAAAGUUACCUCAGUUGAAUGAAAACAUUGAAUUAGCGAGGAAACUUACGAAAACUGUGACAGAAUUGUCGAGACGGAUGAAAAAUAACAUGAUGCAAAUGGCGCCUGGUGUAGGACUUGCAGUUACUUUUCUCUUGCAAGUGGCGCUAGCUCACGCGCGCGCAGCCGCGUCGGUUGCCGAAGUCAUCAGCAAUAUGGCGCUGGGCUCCGCCAUGUUUACUUUCAUGCGUCAGACAUGGUUCGCACCUGCGCAACAGCCCAAAGUUCACUAUAUUCACAAUCACGAGCCGUCUGAAGCGGGGAUUAAUUGGUCUUAACGUUUUUUAGGUUAUCUAGAAGAGAUUUAUGAUUAAAAUGAUCGACAAAUCUACUGGGGAGGCUGCAAUAUUAAUUUAUCGGGGGUUUGGGUAAUGGGUAUUAUUUAAACAAUUUGUGAUUCUGUAAUAAUUAACUUACGAGAUUCAUACAUAUCUUCAUCCA
This is a messenger RNA of Cotesia glomerata, 6939 nucleotides long. RefSeq lists its product as uncharacterized. NCBI's taxonomy places the organism in Eukaryota, Metazoa, Arthropoda, Insecta, Hymenoptera, Braconidae. Bases 60 to 6776 code for a protein of 2238 amino acids. The transcript has 9 exons. The record is from RefSeq and is a predicted model, not a curated record.